AUGAUGGCGAGUCUGAUGCGGCGGUCUCCCAUCCGCUGCCAAGCCCUGGCAGACACGGUGAUGGCUCAGAGAGGCUUGUCGAUGACGUCGAGAGAGCUCGCGGCAUCGCGGCAGUGCGGAGACAUACCUACGGAGACGCUGUCGCUGGACGAUGACUUCGUCGUAAUUAACAAGCCAGCAGAUGUGCGUAUGGAUGGGAACUUCGACGUAGCCGUGGACAAGCUCAUCAGAUACUGGUGCCCCACCCUGGAAGACAAGGAGCUCAAAUGGGUGCACCAGUUGGACUUCGCGACAUCAGGGGUGUUGUGCGUAGCGCUCCACCGAGAAGCGGCGGCACGUGGCUGCGAGGCGUUCCGAGAGCGGCGGGCGAAAAAGUCGUACCUGGCGGUGGUCCAGGGAGCAGUCGACCCGGAAUCCGUCCCCCGGCGGGAGGAGGAGCCGGAGGGGUGGGGGGAGGGGAGGGAUGGCAACGGUGGCGGGGGCGGGGGCGGGCGGAAGCGAAGGCCGGACUCGGUGCAGCACACUCCGGCCCACGGAUUCUUCCAGCGGAAAAAGGACCUUCUCCUGAGGGCCAUCGAGCUCGGCGAAACCUUGUCCCCGGAAGACCUGGCCUUCUCGAAGCUGAGCUGGGGGGACAUCAAGUUCGACAAGGCUGCCUCGCGGCCGUUCCACUCCGCCGCAAAGGCUGACAAGAUUCGCGCCGUUGCGGAGGCGGAGGCGGCGAGAUUCCAGACGGCCCAGGGCGCACCGGACCGAGGAGUGUUCCGCGCGCCCGGUGAUGGCGAGGGGGAGCUUCGGGUUGAUGCGUCCGUGUCCGAGGUGCCGGGCGACUUCCGCAUGCGGUUGGACGAAGAGGCCGGGGGGAAGGGUAAGCCGUCGAGGACUUUCGUAAAGGUGCUUGAGCACGGGUCGUACCGGGGACGAUCGGUGACGAAGGUCUUGAUGAGGCCGCAUACCGGGCGGCGACACCAGCUUCGGCUUCACGCCUUGCACAUGGGGCACCCUAUCCUUGGCGACACCACCUACGGGGACGCCGACCACACCAUCCCCAGAAUGUGCCUGCACGCGCAGUCUUUGACGCUGCGGCUCGCUCCCCCUUCCGACGCCGCUUGUUCUGACACUGAGGCGCUGGCGAAACAAGAGAGUGGAGGAGGUGUUGCUGAGUCCGCAGCGGCGGCGGCGGCGGCGGUGUCGACGGAAGGAGCGAGUUCCCAGGGAGGGGGGGGUGGGGGUCGCGGCAAGCGGUACUGGGGCCGGCAGGAGGUGCAGCCGGCGAGAGUAGCGGGCGGGAAGCAGGAGGUGAUCUUGGACGUUGUUGCGCCCGACCCGUUCGUGUUCGUCGACGGAGAGCUGCAGUUGUAG
This is a messenger RNA of Ectocarpus siliculosus, 1362 nucleotides long. Lineage: Eukaryota; Phaeophyceae; Ectocarpales; Ectocarpaceae. The record is from the annotation of a GenBank genome assembly.